AUGGCUGAAGCUUCCAAGUCCCCAUCUCCUCCACCUGAGGUUGAGCCCCUUCUUUCGCAAUCGAACUCCGGUUCGCAAGGCCAGCUAAAUGCUGCGGUUGAUGAUCUGCUUAACGAACUCCAAAGCAAAUUUGAGAAUGUAUCCACAGAGCUGUUUGGGAAGUUGGACGACAUGACCAAGCGUCUUGAUGACCUGGAGGCUUCUUUGGCUGCAUCAAACUCCACCACUGCAAGCCCGUCGAAAUGA
Messenger RNA from Penicillium brevicompactum, 246 nucleotides. Its product is annotated as heat shock factor-binding 1 family protein. Gene Ontology annotation, molecular function: transcription corepressor activity. The transcript is spliced from 3 exons. Gene Ontology annotation, cellular component: cytosol; nucleus. Lineage: Eukaryota; Fungi; Ascomycota; Eurotiomycetes; Eurotiales; Aspergillaceae. The coding region runs from base 1 to 246 and encodes 81 amino acids. The record is from RefSeq and is a predicted model, not a curated record. Gene Ontology annotation, biological process: cellular heat acclimation.